Choloepus didactylus (southern two-toed sloth) is the source of this 1907-nucleotide messenger RNA. It is a transcript of the gene CHGA, whose product is annotated as chromogranin A. The coding region runs from base 200 to 1507 and encodes 435 amino acids. Gene Ontology annotation, biological process: defense response to bacterium; negative regulation of insulin secretion; negative regulation of catecholamine secretion. The record is from RefSeq and is a predicted model, not a curated record. Gene Ontology annotation, cellular component: chromaffin granule. The transcript is spliced from 8 exons. NCBI's taxonomy places the organism in Eukaryota, Metazoa, Chordata, Mammalia, Pilosa, Megalonychidae.
CGCGGGGCUCAGCUGCUGCAGUGCCCAAGUCGGUUCCGACAGAGUGGCUUGCAGGUCGACAGACGGACGCACGCAGAGACACUGCGAUCCCCACCCCCGCGCCACCGCCGCCGCAGCCCGCCGCUGGCCAGCCCUUCCAUCCGCCCCUCGCCCGGGUGCCCGGCCCUAGACUGCCAGCUGCUCCGCGUCCCGGUUCGCCAUGCGCUCAGCUGUCCUGGCACUUCUGCUUUGCACCGGGCAAGUCAUUGCCCUCCCUGUGAACAGCCCGAUGACUAAAGGGGACACUGAGGUGAUGAAGUGCAUCGUCGAAGUUAUCUCUGACACACUUUCCAAGCCCAGCCCCAUGCCCGUCAGUCAGGAGUGUUACGAGACACUCCGAGGAGAUGAGCGGAUCCUUUCCAUCCUGAGACAUCAGAAUUUACUGAAGGAACUCCAAGACCUCGCCCUCCAAGGUGCCAAGGAGAGGGCUCAUCAGCAGAAGAAACACAGCAGCUUUGAAGAUGAACUCUCGGAGGUCCUUGAGAACCAGAGCCACCAGUCUGAGCUGGAGGCGGUGGCUGGAGAGGCGUCCUCCAAGGACACUGUGGAGAAACGAGGGGAUUCUGAAGAGGCAGAGAACGGAGAAGCCACCGAGAAAGAUGGGUCCCCAGUGCUGCCGGAGCCUGGGCAGGGGUCUGAGACUGAGCAGGAUCCCCAGAUCCCUGGGGAGGAGGAGGCUGCCAACACCAACCCCCCAACCAGCCUCCCUGGCCAGAAACCCCGAGGCCCACAGGCCAAGGGGGCCAGUGCGGGUCUCCUCCAGGAUCUGCUGGACACAGAGAAGGGCCGGGGUGCGGAGCGAGGCCAGCAGGCCAAGAGAGAGGAGGAGGAGGAGGCUGGAGGGGAGGCCAUCACUGAGGAGGAAGGGCCCACUGUGGCGCUGAACCCCCACCCGAGCCCCGGCGACAAGGAGACCCUGAGGGGUGAAAGUCAGCCCGAGGCUCUGGCCACGGACGCGGCCGGGAAGACCAAGGGCAAGGGCGAGCGGGAGCACUCCCAGCAGGAGGAGGACGCGGCAGGGGCCCCUCAAGGCCCCCUUCGGGGCGGGAAGAGCAGGGAGCUGGAGCAGGAGCAGGACGAGGAGGAGGAGCGGCUCUCCAAGGAGUGGGAGGACGCCAAGCGGUGGAGCAAGAUGGAGCAGCUGGCCCAGGAGCUGACGGCCGAGAAGCGGCUGGAGGACGAGGACGAGGAGGACCCCGACCGCUCCCUGAAGCGGCCCUUCCGGACCCAGGCCUUCGGCUUCGGGCGCCCUGGGCCACUGCUCCGCCGGGGCUGGCGGCCGUCCUCCCGGGAGGACAGCGACGAGGCGGGCCGGCCCCUGCCCGGGCGCGGCUUCCUGGAGGAGAAGAAGGAGGAGGAGGGCAGUGCCAACCGCAGGCCCGAGGACCAGGAGCUGGAGAGCCUGUCAGCCAUCGAGGCGGAGCUGGAGAAGGUGGCCCGGCAGCUGCAGGCUCUGCAGCAGGGUUGAGGCACUGGCCAGCGGGCCUGGCCAGGGUCCCGAGGCACCUGGUGGUCCUGGCUCUGCGGUCCCCUUGGCAGGUCCUGGCCAGACGGUCUGGGCUCUCCUGCUGAUGGGGAGGCAGCCCUGCCACCUGCCCAAGCCCAGGCCGCCUGCUGCCCCCGCACUCCCCUCCGCCCCGCUCUUGAUCCCUGCCCUGGUGUGCCCGUCUGCAGGGCGGGCCCCUACGUUAAACAUGGUUCAUUCUCUCUGAUCACAGGCAGCUUUCUCCAAGUUUCCCUUCCACCGUCAGAUCCGGUGGGUAUGUCUGCAAUAACUUCUGACCUUUUGAUGAAAGUGGAGAACUCCUGACUAUACUAUAUUCUGUACAAAAUUUAUCUACAGAAAAAUAAACCUGCUCUGGGCUCUU